Molecule: messenger RNA, 1207 nt
Organism: Phalaenopsis equestris
Lineage: Eukaryota; Viridiplantae; Streptophyta; Magnoliopsida; Asparagales; Orchidaceae
Exons: 4
Coding region: 102-1070 (322 amino acids)
Source: RefSeq, a predicted model, not a curated record
CCUCAUACAAUUAUCUGUCCAUAAUUCUUGCUUCUUCAAGAGUUUUGGGAUAAAAGGGACUAAACGCGCCCAUCGGAACCCUAGCUCCUGUGGUGGCGGCCAUGUCGAGGCGGGAAAGAGAUGUCCGUGAUUCCCAUAGUAAGCGGCUCCACUCCAGGUUCGAUCGAGAGCCAAGUCCAAAGAAAUUGAAAAGAGACGAAAAACCAGAAGUAAAUAUGGCACAUUCCAGCCAUCGUAAUUCCAGUUCAAAGGAGGCUGCUGGUCAUGAACAAAAAGAACGAUCUAUGAAAGUUGAUGUCCCACUUAAAGCUCCUCCGGCUUCAAGUACUCUAGGUCCUCAGAAUGAAAAGAAGAUUCUAGAAAGAAAAGAUAAUAAGCUUCCUGUAAGAACUCAACAUUCUUCUGACAAUAGAGAAGCACCACGUUCUCGGUCAUACUAUCAGCACGACGAACGCAGCAUUGCCGGACAAGGUGGUCGAAACUUUAAUCGAAGGGAGACCGAACAUAGAAAAUGGGAUGAUUUGAGGGAACAACCCAUGAAAGAUCUGCCAAAGAAGGACGAAAGGCCUCAAUCUCAUCCAGACGAGAAAACCAGCAUCUGGCGACAUGAUCGGUUCCACGAAUUGGAGUCUGGAGCUCCAACUUUGAAGAAAAGACCUGCCUUCCGGGAGAAGAAGGUCCCUGUCGAACCAGAAACUGAUACUGCAGCAACAGGAUCAGAUAAACCCAAGUUACCUACAAGUGAACCCCCAGACUUGGCUGCCACAAAGAGAGAAGAAAGGGGAGGAUUUUAUCCCCGGGCCGAUGAUAGACGCGAAAGGCGAGCAGAUGGUUUGUACCAUCGAGAAAUACAGAGAAAUGCCGGUCAAUCGAGGGAGAGAUACGGAGCAAUGAGAGGACGGGGCGAUAGGUCUAACGUUGUUCGGUAUGGUACCAGAGACUCGAAUCGUGCCGGAGGCUUUGAGGUGGAUAAAUGGAAGCACGAUUUGUUUGAUGAGGCGAAUCGGAGCCCGCCUCGAAAGAACGAAGAAGAACAAAUUGCGAAGGUUGAAGCUCUCUUGGCAUCAUGAUUUAGAUUCUCACCCUGUUGUGAUUUACCAGCUUAAGGUGUUCUGAUGAUCAGGGGGAGUUUACAUGCGUGCACACAAUUCUUAUAUAUUUACAUCUCAUACCUAAACUUUCAUUUUUAUUUACAUAGCACUUUUAA